This is a messenger RNA of Oryctolagus cuniculus (rabbit), 1308 nucleotides long. RefSeq names its product cytochrome c, somatic (gene CYCS). Gene Ontology annotation, molecular function: heme binding; electron transfer activity. Lineage: Eukaryota; Metazoa; Chordata; Mammalia; Lagomorpha; Leporidae. The record is from RefSeq and is a predicted model, not a curated record.
CUGCGUAUGGCCCGCCUCGGCCGCACGUCGGGCCGCGCGGGGGCGGAGCGAGUGCGGUUGCACCAACGCCGGUACUUAGGCGCGGGCCGGCGUGUCCUUGGGCUUAGAGAGCGGGACGUCCAGCUUCCUGGUGCGGUCCUUCAGGGCGCGAGCUACUAACGAGCGAGUUAAAAAUGGGUGAUGUUGAGAAAGGCAAGAAGAUUUUUGUUCAGAAAUGUGCCCAGUGCCACACUGUGGAAAAGGGAGGCAAGCACAAGACUGGACCAAAUCUCCAUGGUCUGUUCGGGCGGAAGACAGGUCAGGCCGUUGGAUUCUCCUACACAGACGCCAACAAGAACAAAGGCAUCACCUGGGGAGAGGACACGCUGAUGGAGUAUUUGGAGAAUCCCAAGAAAUACAUCCCUGGAACCAAAAUGAUCUUCGCUGGCAUUAAGAAGAAGAAUGAAAGGGCAGACUUGAUAGCUUAUCUCAAAAAAGCUACGAAUGAGUAAUAGCUGGCCACUGCCUUAUUUAUUACAAAACAGCAAUGUCCCGUGACUUUUUUUAUGUGCACCAUAAUUUAAUUCUCAUACACCAGAAUUCAGAUCAUGAAUGGCUGACAGAAUAUUUUUGUCCAACAGUCUAAUAUUGCCUUGUGUGGUUAAAUAGGAAAUUUUGGUAGUAAUUCCAGUUCAGUGAAUGCCCUCACUGUUUUCCCCUUCUAAGGAUAUGAUUGGACUUAACUAACAAAACUUGUCAAUGCCAUCUCAAAACCUGUUGGGAGAUUGGAUUUAGAUUUAAAUGCUGGGGAAAUUGCCUCACUGUCUCAGAACUGAACGAGAUUCCCUUGUUCUUUACCUACCUAAGGCAAGAGCUGAAGACAUUUGGAAAUGUCUACUUCGUAUUUUUGGUCUUAGCUGUGGCAAUCUCAUUAGAAUUUCCUGUAUCUAAACUUCUGCCUUUUACUUACUGAAAGGCAUUUUAGUGUGGUUUAUGCAUAUCAAAUAAAGAAUAUUUAACACUUCUCACAUUUUAUAGAUGAUCUGUAAGGUCAGGUGCUUUGAACGUCAGCAUGACCAGGUGAAGUAAAAAGUUACACUUGCUGUUGAAUUCUUUACUACCUUAGACUGAGUUAGAAUUCAGGAUUGUCUGUAAGCAGCCAUUUGGAAACACAUAACACUGAGGAGCUACUGUAUGUUUGUGUUUAGUAAUGGUGCUUUUGCCAACUCAGUGGAAGGACUAAGGUAGAGGGGAUACCAUCAGCACAAAACCUCUAAAAUAUGUGAUCACAAGACUUAAGAGAAUUAAAAACAGAAUUAUAGAUCAUGA